Messenger RNA from Nicotiana tabacum (common tobacco), 1350 nucleotides. The record is from RefSeq and is a predicted model, not a curated record. NCBI's taxonomy places the organism in Eukaryota, Viridiplantae, Streptophyta, Magnoliopsida, Solanales, Solanaceae.
AUGGCUAGAUCACUCAGGUUCCAAGCCUUCUUACCCCUCAAGUUUUGGGGAGAAUGUGUCUCUACAACAGUUUAUCUUCUCAAUCAUUUGCCUGUUGCAUUGCUACAAGGCAAAUCUCCUUUUGAGAAGCUAUUUCAAAAGCCAAUUGUUGACCUUGAUGAUGCCGAGUAUCCUGCAGCCUCACCUAGCCAGUAUCUUGCGGCCUCACCUAGCCAGCACUCUACUGAUGCAGUUGAACCUUCUUCUUCUUCCAUAUCAACUCCUCUAGAUCUUGGCCAACCUAUUCUAUUCUCACCAAACUCUCCUUAUAUCUCAGUUGGUGAACCUUAUGUUCCUUCUAUAGCACUCAGAAAAUCAUCAAGGACUACCAAACCACCUGUGUGGCUAGCUGAUUAUGUGGUUCCACCAGCUAAAUUUGCAUAUCCUAUAUCAAACUAUGUGGCCUAUGAUAAGCUGUCCUCUGCCUAUAUAGCUUCUCUUGCUGCAUUUUCAGCUAUUUUGGAACCCAAAUCCUUCUUAGAAACCACUAGGGAUCCUAAGCGGGUUGAGGCUAUGAAAGCUGAAAUCACAACUCUUGAAGAAAACAACACUUGGUUUAUUAUUCCUCUCCCUUCUGGAAAGAUUCCUAUAUGUUGUAAGUGGGUGUUUAAAGUCAAAUACAAGUCAUCUGGUAAAGUGGAGAAGUAUAAGUACAGGUUGGUGGCCAAAGGAUGGUAUGUGUUCCAAAUGGAUGUUCACAAUGCUUUCCUUCAAGGAGAUCUUCUUGAUGAGAAGAUCAAUUCAGAAUUAAUAGUUAUCCUUGUCUAUGUAGAUGAUCUUCUAGUAACUAGGAGCAGUCUAAGACAUAUCCAACAAGUCAGGAAGGAUUUGCAGGAGAGGUUCAAGAUGAAAGAUCUUGGUGAAUUGAAAUACUUUCUAGGGAUUGAGUUAUCCAGAUCUCAGGAAGGAAUUGCUAUGUGCCAAAGGAAGUAUGCUCUAGAAGUAGUCUCUGAACUAGGGCUAGCAAGUGCACAACCAACAACAACACCUUUGGAGUUCAAUUACAAGCUCACAUCCAUUGAGUGUGACAAGCAAAUACCAAAAACUGGGCCUACAGUGGAUAGAGAACUUAAAGACAAGGGAGGCUAUCCGAGACUAGUUGGAAGGUUGUUAUACUUAACCAUGACAAGGCCUGACAUUGCCUUUGUGGUUCAAGUGCUAAGUCAGUAUAUGCAUGCACCUAAGGUGUCUCACAUGGAAGCUGCUCAAAGAGUAGUGAGGUACAUAAAAACUGCCCAUGGACUUGGACUGUUUAUGUCUGCAAAAGCAAGAAAAUCUCUAUACGGAAAAGGGCCUAAAAUACCCCUAUAG